Messenger RNA from Corylus avellana, 3401 nucleotides. Lineage: Eukaryota; Viridiplantae; Streptophyta; Magnoliopsida; Fagales; Betulaceae. The record is from RefSeq and is a predicted model, not a curated record.
CGCCCUUCUGCAAUUCCCGGCUCAAUUUUCUCCGGUAAAUUAGUACUCUUGCAACUUCGUCCAUGGCCUUCAUCGGAGAUUCUUCCUCUUCCUCCUCUUCCGUCACCCGUCAAUGGGCUCACGAUGUGUUCUUGAGCUUUAGAGGCGAAGAUACUCGAAACAAUUUUACUGCUCAUCUAUAUGCAGCUUUGGAUCAGAAGUGCAUCAAGACCUACAUAGAUAAUGCCCUCGAAAGAGGAGAAAACAUUUCACCGGCACUUCUCAAAGCUAUUGAAGAGUCAAGAAUUUCAGUCAUUGUACUCUCUCAAAACUAUGCAUCUUCUUCAUGGUGCUUGGAUGAACUUGCAACGAUCCUUGAGUGUAAGGAAACAAAGGGACAAAUUGUUCUACCUGUGUUUUACAAGGUAGAUCCAUCAGAAGUACGAUAUCAAAGAAAUAGUUUUGAAAAAGCAUUUGUCAAACAUGAAAAAAGAUUCAAAGAUGAUCAAAUGAAGGUGCAAAGGUGGAAGUCAGCCCUAACACAAGUGGCCAAUUUGUCUGGGUACGAUUUAAAGAAUGACAGGAAUGAGCAUGACUUUAUUCAAGAAAUCAUUGAACGGGUGAAUUCAAUAUUAGUGAAAGAGACAUGCUUUCAAGUUUCCAAGUAUCCAGUUGGAAUAGAGUCUCGUGUACAGGAUGUAAUGUUGCUUUUAGAUCUAAAGAAGAAAGACAGUACAUGCAUGGUAGGAAUCGUUGGAACUGGUGGAAUUGGUAAGACAACUCUAGCCACAGCCAUCUACAACUCGAUUGCUUCUCAGUUUGAAGGUAAUUGUUUUCUUACAAAUGUUAGAGAAACUUUCAGCCAAAAGGAUGGUCGGAUCCGUUUGCAAAAUAUACUUUUAUCAAAGAUCUUAGGAGGUUCAAGUCAAAUGGUUGACAAUGUUAAUCAAGGAGUUACUUUGAUAGAGAAUAGGCUUUACCUAAAAAGGAUACUUUUAGUUCUUGAUGAUGUGGAUGAGUUAGUCCAAUUAGAAAUGUUAGCUGAGAAAACUAAUUGGUUUGGCUUAGGAAGUAAAAUCAUCAUAACAACAAGAAAUAAACAUUUACUUCGUGCAUAUGAUGGAGUUGUAUCAAUUUACCCUGUGAAAGAGUUGGGUCAGUAUGAAGCUCUUCAGCUGUUUAGUUGGUAUGCCUUCAAAAGUGACAAACCUAAUGACGGUUAUGUUGAAGUCACAGAAGAUGCACUACGUUAUUGUGGAGGAUUGCCACUAGCUUUAACAGUGCUAGGCUCUGCUCUAAAAGGUAGAGACAUAAAGUAUUGGAAAAGUAAAUUGAACGAGUACAGAAGAAUUCCUAACCGUGAUAUCCAAAAAAUACUUAGAACAAGUUUUGAUGGAUUGGAAGAAAAUGCGAAGAAUAUUUUUCUUGACAUAGCCUGUUUCUACAAAGGAGAGGAUGUAAAAUAUGUUCGAGAAAUGCUUGACAGUUGUGGUUUCCACUCAAAUACUGGUAUCGAUGAGCUAAAGGAAAAGUGUCUCAUAACUGAGUCUUGUAAUGGAUCAUUGGAGAUGCAUGACUUGCUGCAAGAAAUGGGUAGAGAAAUUGUUAGACAAGAGUCACCCAAAAAUCCUGGCAAGCGUAGCAGAUUGUGGUUUCAUGAAGAUGUUCGGCAUGUCCUAGAAGGAGAUAUGGGAACAAACAAAGUUGAAGGCAUAUUGAUAGAUUUGCCUAAACUAAGCCAGCCGAUAGACUUGAGUCCCACAGCCUUUGAGAAGAUGACAAGCCUCAGACUAUUUAUAUGUCGUGAUGCAUGUCUUUCUGGAGAGCCUAAUUUUCUUUCUAAUCAGUUAAGACUGAUAGAUUGGGAAGGAUAUCCCGGAGAAUAUUUUCCACCCAAUUUUCGUGGAAAGUACCUUGUGAUUUUAGGAAUGGCUCAUAGUCGCAUCAAGAUAUUGGACGGAGUUCAGCAAUUCCAAAACUUGACGACUAUGAAAUUCUAUAACUGUGUUUUCCUUGAAAAAAUCCCUGAUGUUUCAAGGAUCCCAAAUUUAGAGUCGUUGGAUCUUGAUAAUUGCAAAAAUCUAGUUGAGGUUCAUCAUUCUGUUGGAUCACUUAAUAAGCUCAACGUGUUGAUCAUUCAAUUUUGCUCUAAUCUUAGAAGUUUCCCGAAAAGCUUCAAGUCUAGAUCUCUAGAGAAAAUCAGUUUUUGGAAAUUUUCAAUGCUUAAGAGCUUUCCUAAAAUAGAAUGUUUAGAGGAUAUUUACUGUUGUGAUUCCUUAAGGGCACUUGAUUGGGGCUCCAUGUCCACGUUGUACCAUUUAGAUCUAUCAGGGAGUAGUAUUGUUACCCUUCCUCGAUGUAUCGAAAGUUUUGUUGGAUUGAAGUUGCUUUUUUUGGAAGAUUGCGAGCAACUUCGAGAAAUUCUAGGACUUCCACCAAAUGUAGAAAAAGUUAGAGCUAGCGGGUGCGUGUCAUUGGAAAUAUUUUUAGAAGGAAGUAUAAAAUCUCAAUUGUUUAAUACGGAGGAUCCACCAGAGCCUAUGGGGGUUGGAACAGCAUCUUCGGCACUGCAACCAGUGGAACAAAAGUUUCAACUUGAAUGCUCUUUCAAUAGUUUGGAAUUUCUAGAUCUAAGCGGUAGCCCUAUUGUUAGCCUUCCUAUAUGGUUCAACAAAUUUGUCAAAUUGGAAGAAUUUCUUACAAAAAUCCCUGAUGUUUCAAGGAUUCCAAAUUUAGAGACAUUUUAUCUUGAUGGUUGCACAAAUUUAGUUGAGGUUUAUUGUUCAGUUGGAUUCCUUGAUAAGCUCGUUAAUUUGAGUCUAAAAAGUUGCUCUAAACUUAGGAUUUUCCCGAGAAGCCUUAAGUUAAGAUCUCUAAUUCGUCUUGUUCUUGGAGGUUGCUCAAGUCUUAUGAAUUUUCCUGAAAUUGAGUGUCAAAUGGAAUGUUUAAGUCACAUCGAUGUUGGUGAUACUGGUAUAGAUGAACUGCCUUCAUCCAUUGGAUACCUCAUUGGGGUUAAAACAUUAAAUAUGGGUGGUUGCAGAAACCUUAAGAAUCUUCCGGAUAGCAUUCAUAAGUUGCAACUUUUAGAAAACUUUUUCUCAAUAAGUUUGCAACAUUUGGAGUCUCUGAAUUUGUCAAAUUGCAAGCAACUUCAAGAAAUUCUUGAACUUCCACCAAAUGUAAAGUACGUGGAAGCUAGCGGGUGCGAGUCAUUGGCAAUAUUUUUAGAAGAAGCUAGAAGACCUCAUUUGAUUAAUGUAUGGGGCCCACCAGAUCCUGUGGGGAUUGGAAUGGUAUUUCAAGCUUACACUGUGAGAAAGUUGGAUCUAUCAAGUACUAAUAUUGUUACCAUUCCUCGAUGCAUCGAAAGUUUUGUUGGAUUGGAGGAGCUUACUUUGGAAAAUUGCAAACAACUUUGA